UGAGGGCGUAGGAACCAUUGUACCAACUAGUGUUUCUUCUCGGAAUGUAAUUUCAGAUGGCCAAAUCGGACAAAUCAAAAGCGUAGGCUCUCUGUUCGUUAACGACAUAUGAAGACCAAAUCUGAAGCGAGAUUUCUUUGAAACAGUCUGGCAACGUUUGCUGCAACACUGAAGAGUGAGUCCUCGUUUAUUCAUCCUUGUCAAGAGUGUGACAGAAUAUGAGCAAAGAGUUCAGAAUGAGGGCGACAGUAAACCAGAAGCUGACAGAGAUGGGCGAACGUGAGAGACUGAAGGAGUUACUGAGAGUUAAGCUCACUGAGUGUGGAUGGAAGGACCAGAUGAAAGCUCACUGCAAAGAAGUAAUCAAAGAAAAAGGCUUGGAGCAUGUCACUGUGGAGGACCUGGUGGUGGAGAUCACUCCUAAAGGAAGAGCCUUGGUGCCAGACAGUGUCAAGAAAGAGCUUCUCCAGAGAAUACGCGCCUUUUUAGCUCAGCAUGCCACAUAAUUUUUAUUUUUACCAUUUUAACAUGUCAUUAGACCACUUGCCUAUACUUUCAUUAGAAUAUUUUAAUAAAUUGAUUUACUUAAAUUCUCAGUGACAUUAAGUACUGACACACACUUUGCUGUUUGAUUGUGUGUUGUUACCUGCAGUUAUCACUUAUUUGUAAAUGCACUUACUCUGAACAUUCAGUUGACCUUUGUAUAUAAGAAAUAAAAUUUUUGAUUUAUUUGA
Messenger RNA from Lates calcarifer (barramundi perch), 734 nucleotides. It is a transcript of the gene eny2, whose product is annotated as ENY2 transcription and export complex 2 subunit. The coding region runs from base 219 to 506 and encodes 95 amino acids. Gene Ontology annotation, molecular function: chromatin binding; transcription coactivator activity. NCBI's taxonomy places the organism in Eukaryota, Metazoa, Chordata, Actinopteri, Centropomidae. Gene Ontology annotation, biological process: regulation of transcription by RNA polymerase II; poly(A)+ mRNA export from nucleus; positive regulation of DNA-templated transcription. The record is from RefSeq and is a predicted model, not a curated record. Gene Ontology annotation, cellular component: SAGA complex; DUBm complex; nuclear pore. The transcript has 6 exons.